Molecule: messenger RNA, 6619 nt
Organism: Bombina bombina (fire-bellied toad)
Lineage: Eukaryota; Metazoa; Chordata; Amphibia; Anura; Bombinatoridae
Gene: THSD7A
Product: thrombospondin type 1 domain containing 7A
Exons: 28
Coding region: 96-5006 (1636 amino acids)
Source: RefSeq, a predicted model, not a curated record
UAUUACUUAAAACAGGAAAACUAAGAGGAAAACACACUUUGAAGUGGGCUAUUCAUUGUGUUCAUGCUGUAACAACAUAACUGCCUUUCGAGGGCAUGGAGCUGUCAGAGAGAUGCACAGUUUUUACUGCGAUCCCUGCUCCUUGCUUUGGAGUAUUUGUGGUUCUUGUUGUUGGGAUCUGGGGAGCUGAAGCACAGAGUGAACCUGACACUAAAACUAUAUAUGUAUGGAAGACUGGUCCAUGGGGCAGAUGCAUGGGAGAUGAAUGUGGUCCAGGAGGUAUUCAGACAAGAGCAGUAUGGUGUGCACAUGUGGAGGGAUGGACAACUUUGCCUACAAACUGUAUACAGACAGAUAGGCCUGAAAAUCAACAAAACUGUUUUCGAGUUUGCGACUGGCACAAGGAAUUGUAUGACUGGCAACUGGGAAGCUGGAAUCAGUGCAGUCCAGUAAUAUUAAAAAGCCCAGAUAAACCUGCAGAAUGCAUUAAAGGUGAAGAAGGAAUUCAAACAAGAGAAGUAACUUGUCUCCAGAAAGCAUCUGGAACAGAAGCAGAUGAUAGCAUAUGUGAAUACUUUGAGCCAAAGCCUCGAUUAGAGCAAGGAUGUCUAAUUCCCUGUCCUCAGGAUUGUAUUGUGUCAGAUUUUUCUCCAUGGUCUGAAUGUUCCAAAACAUGUGGAAGUGGAUUACAACAUAGAACACGACAUGUAGUUGCAAUGGCUCUGUUUGGUGGAUCAGCCUGUCCUAACUUAACAGAAUUUCAUGUCUGCCAGUCAUCUCCUUGUGAGGGUGAAGAAAACAUGUACAGCUUGAAUGUAGGACCCUGGAGUUCAUGUUCAGUGUCCCUUUCUAGGCAUGUGAGACAGGUUGGGAAACGUGGAAAGAACAGAGAACGUGUAAAAGAGAGAGAAAAGGUGGUCAAAGACCCUGAAGCACGUGAGCUAAUAAAGAAGAAAAGAAAUCGAAAUAGAAAGAAUAGACAGGAAAACAGACACUGGGAUAUACAUAUCGGAUAUCAAACAAGGCUUGUUACUUGCAUGCACAAAAAUGGAAAAACUGCUGCACUGAGUUUUUGCCAACAGGAAAAGUUGCCAAUAACUUUCCAGUCUUGUGUUGUGGAUAAAGAGUGCCAAGUCUCAGAGUGGUCAGAAUGGAGUGCUUGUACCAAGGACUGCAGUAUAGCAUCAGCUGCUGGGAAUCGUACCAGAAAAAGGUCUAUUAAACUGUUUCCAAUUGGUAACACAAAGGAAUGUCCAGAGCUGGAGGAAGCAGAGCAAUGCACCCCUCAAACUGAAGGGGAACAUGACUGCCUUAAGUAUACAUGGAGGGCUACAGAGUGGGCUGAAUGUCGCAUCGAUCCCUUGCUUAGUCAACAAGACAAAAGAAGAGGAAACCAGACAGCUUUAUGUGGAGGAGGAAUUCAGACUCGUGAAGUUUACUGUGUACAAGCAAAUGAAAAUCUCCUUUCCUAUCUCAAUUCUGUCAAAGAUAAAGAAGCUUCAAAGCCAGUAGAUCCAAAGCUUUGCACAGAUCCUGCACCAAGUACCAGCCAGCUAUGUCAUGUUCCCUGCCCUAUAGAGUGUGAGGUUUCUACAUGGUCAGCUUGGGGACCCUGCACAUUUGAAAACUGUGAUGAUCAGCUAAGCAAAAAAGGUUUCAAGCUUAGAAAACGCCAUAUAACUAAUGAGCCUACAGGUGGCACUGGCAACUGUCCUCAUUUAAUAGAAGCCAUUCCUUGUGAGGAACCAGCCUGCUAUGACUGGCGACUGGAUAAACUUGAAGAGUGCAUCCCUGACAAUGGAAACAAAUGUGGAUCUGGUACUCAGGUUCCUUUGGUAACCUGUAUUAAUAGUGAUGGAGAAGAAGUUGACAGACAGCUGUGCCGAGAUGCCAUCUAUCCAAUCCCUAUUGCAUGUGAUGUUCCAUGUCCAAAGGACUGUGUACUUAGCAUGUGGUCAGAAUGGUCCUCUUGCUCACACACCUGCUCAGGCAAAACAACGGAAGGACGGCAGACUCGAGCACGCUCUAUCCUUGCUUAUGCAGGUGACGAAGGAGGCGUACAAUGCCCAGAAAGCAAUGCUUUGCAAGAAAUUCGAAGCUGCAAUGAGCAUCCUUGUACCGUAUAUCAUUGGCAGACAGGUCCCUGGGGCCAGUGCACAGAAGAUGUCAGUAUUUCAGCUUUUAACUCUUCAAACUGGAAUGGAGAAGCCACGUGUGCUCUUGGGAUGCAGACAAGAAAAGUUAUUUGUGUCAGAGUCAACGUGGGACAGGUUGGACCAAAAAAAUGCCCUGAAAGCCUUCGACCAGAGACAAUGAGGCCAUGCUUGCUACCUUGCAGAAAAGAUUGUAUUGUUACUCCAUACAGUGAAUGGACACCUUGCCCUACAUCUUGUGAAGAAGGUGGUUCUGGGAUUAAAAAGCAGACACGACAUCGAGUCAUUAUUCAGCUUCCCUCAUACGGCGGCAGAGACUGUCCUGACACUUUAUAUGAAGAAAAUGAUUGUGAAGCUCCUGCUGUCUGUCAUAAUUACAGAUGGAAAACACAUAAAUGGAGACGAUGUCAACUGGUACCCUGGCAUGUCAGGCAGGAUAGCCCUGGGGCCUAUGAGACGUGUGGGCCUGGACUACAAGCUAGAGCAAUCACUUGUCGCCGACAAGAUGGAGCUCAGACAGAAAUUACAGAUUGUUUUAAGCAUGCAGGAUCUUUGCCAGCUUUAACCCAGACGUGUCAGAUACCUUGCCAGGACGAUUGCCAGUUUACCAACUGGUCCAAGUUCUCAUCAUGUAAUGGAGACUGUGGAGCUAUCAGGACCAGAAAGCGUUCUCUUCUCGGUAAAAGUAAGAAAAAAGACAAGUGUAAAAAUUCCCAGUUAUAUCCAGUGAUUGAAACUCAGUUGUGCCCAUGUGACAAAUACAGUGCACAACCUGUGGGGAACUGGUCAGACUGUAUUUUGCCAGAAGGUAAAGUGGAGGUUUUACUGGGAAUGAAAGUACAAGGAGACAUCAAGGAGUGUGGACAAGGAUAUCGCUACCAAGCCAUGGCAUGUUAUGAUCAAAACAACAGACUUGUAGAGACUGCAAGAUGCAACAGUCAUGGUUAUAUUGAAGAGGCGUGCAUUAUUCCCUGCCCUUCUGAUUGUAAACUCAGCGAAUGGUCCAGUUGGUCGAGAUGUAGCAAAUCCUGUGGAAGUGGUGUGAAAGUGAGAUCCAAAUGGCUUCGUGAAAAACCCUAUAAUGGUGGAAGACCUUGCCCAAAGCUUGACCAUGUUAAUCAGGUAAAUGUGUAUGAAGUGGUUCCAUGUCACAGUGAUUGCAAUCAGUAUAUCUGGGUCACAGAACCAUGGAGCAUAUGCAAAGUAACAAAUGUAGAUCGGAAACAUAACUGUGGAGAAGGUGUGCAGACCAAGAAAGUGCGAUGCAUGCAAAACACAGUAGAUGGUCCAACAGAUGUUGUAGAGGACUACCUUUGUGAACCAGAAGAGAUGCCACUUGGAGCUAGAAACUGUAAACUGCCAUGUCCUGAAGACUGUGUGAUGUCUGAAUGGAGCCAAUGGACACGAUGUUCCUUGCCUUGUGAUGGAACCAACUACCGGGAAAGAAAUGCAACACCCAUUCGCCAACCAGAUGAUGGCAAAACCUGUAAUGCUGCUAUUGAAACAGAACCAUGCAACUUGAACAAGAACUGUUACCAUUAUGAGUACAAUGUAACAGACUGGAGCACUUGUCAGCUAAGUGAGAAAGCUGUGUGUGGAAAUGGAAUCAAAACACGAAUGCUUGAUUGUGUUCGAAGUGAUGGUAAAUCCGUGGAUCUAAAUUACUGUGAAGAACUUGGAUUGGAGAAAACAUGGCAGAUGAACAUCUCUUGCAUGGUGGAAUGUCCUGUGAAUUGUCAGCUUUCUGAUUGGUCACCUUGGUCCACAUGUUCUCAAGACUGUGGCCUUGCAGGGAGAAUGGUACGCAAAAGAUCUGCGAUCCAACCAUCUCAGGGAGAUGGCAGACCAUGCCCUUCACAGAUGGAGCAGUCCAAGCCCUGUCCUGUAAAGCCAUGUUACAGAUGGCAGUAUGGACGCUGGUCUGUGUGUGAAGUUGAGGAUGCUCAGUGUGGUGAAGGUAUACGGUUCAGAAACAUUUCCUGCGUAGUCUAUGAUGGAACCAAGGAAGACACUGGAAAAAUAGUGGAUGAAGAAUUUUGUAGUGACAUCGAACUCAUAGUUAAUGGUGAUAAUAAAGUCAUCCUUGAAGAAGCAUGUACAGUGCCGUGUCCAGGUGACUGUUAUUUAAAUGAAUGGUCGGACUGGAGCUUGUGUCAGCUGACUUGUGUUAAUGGUGAAGAUCUUGGAUUUGGAGGUGUAAAAGUCAGAUCACGAGCAGUAAUAAUACAAGAAAUGGAAAAUCAACAUCUUUGUCCAGAUCAAGCAAUAGAGACAAAACCAUGUAAUGAUGGUCAGUGUUAUGAGUACAAAUGGUUGUCAAGUCCAUGGAAAGGAUCUUCUAGAUCUAUUUGGUGUCAGAGGUCAGAUGGUUUAAAUGUAACAGGAGGUUGCUUAGAAACACAUCAACCAGAAAAGGAUAGAUCAUGCAACCCACCGUGCACUCAGCAGUACUCAUACUGUACUGAGACGGGAUCUUGUGGAUGUGAAGAUGGAUACACUGAGGUGACUUCAUCAGAUGGAACAUUAGAUCAGUGCACCCUGAUUCCAGUUGUGGUAAUGCCUACAAUUGGGGAUAAAAAGGGAGAUGUGAAAACAAGCCGUGCCAUUAAUCCCACCCAACCGUCAAGCAGUCAGUCAGGAUAUGGAGUAAGAACAUGGGUUUUACAGCCAUUUGGUCAAGAUGGGAGGCUGAAGACUUGGGUUUAUGGGGUUGCAGCAGGAGCCUUUGUUCUUCUCAUCUUUAUUGUUUCUAUGAUCUAUUUGGCCUGCAAAAAGCCAAAGAAGCCCCCAAGAAGACAAAACAACCGCUUGAAACCCCUCACCUUGGCUUAUGAUGGAGAUGUGGACAUGUAAAAAAAAAACUUAAAAAAAAACUUGGAAAACAUAAAUUUUUCAAUAUCUAAAUUUAAAUAAAACCAGAACAUCUACGUUUUGAGAAUAGCCACCUAAAGAACUCAUGAGGGUUACAAACGUACUUUGAGGAAAUAUUGAUAUUUUGAUUCCAGAUUUCGAAAACACGACAACAACAUAUUAAAUGACAUAAUAUCCAUAUUUUUGUUUUCUGGAUCCUUCAAGCUGCAAAGACAUGUUCUGCUAUCAUGCGCAAGUAUACUGGCCCUUGACCAGACUGGCUCAAUGUAUUAUUGUUAUGUUGCCAUCAGUACAAAUCUAUACAGACCAUCUUCUGGACAUCUUUCCUUGUACCUACUCAGAUAAACUGUAAAAGUUUGUAAUGAACUUUAUUGUAUAUAAUGUCACAUAGAUGGCUGAUGUUUAUAUACAUUGAGUAUCUAGGGUGUUUUUUUUUUUUUUUUUUUUUUUUUUUAAUUUACGUUCAUGACUUAAUAUGGAAUGAUGGGACUUAAAAUUUCUAAAGCAUUCGUGCCACAAUUACAACUAACAUGAAAGUGUCCUCUAAUGCAGUAUUUUAUAGUACUCUCUAAAUACACUCACUUGUAAAUGUUAUAAUCUUUCUACUUUCUCUAUCUCUCAUAAUGUUGCCUACAUCUUUUUUGCUAUGUGUAAGGCAAGAUUUUGCACUAUAUUAGUGCAGCAUGAUAUGCACUUAACUAGAAUUGCCAUAGAAAAUGCCUCUUUUCAUAAGGGAUGGUGAGUCAUGUGCUAGCAGUAUCAAGUAGACAUUAAACAGAACUUGAAAGUCAGGAGAGUAGAGUUUGGUGACAAGAUACAAUUGACAAUAUCCUUUGUACAUAUAUUUAGCUGUUUCUUGUCACAUUAGCUAUUUUCUAGUUAGUAGGUGUAAUGUAUCUUUUUCUCAAUCUACAGACAUUUUUUUAAUAUUUGGUAUAAUAAGCUAUACUUUGUUUUCCUGUGUAUAUAAUUGUAGUUUAUAAUGGAAAUAAUAUUAUGUUAAGAAUAGUAAGUUAUUGCAACCAACUGCAAAAUGUUGUACACCCAAGAUAUUAAAUAAGAAUGCAGGAGCCAAAUACUGCUAUUGUGGUAAAUUAUCUAAUUAGUUCAUCCUUAUGUUUAUCAAUAACUUUCCUGUAUGCUUUGCCCCCUGUAUGGACCACACCUGUCCCAACAUCCAGUGUUAUGUUAACUAUAUAAAGAUUAACAGUAUAUAUUACACCUCCUGAGUCCUGAUACCAUAAACCCUUUUUCAGGAUAUACAUUGUACCUUCUCAUACCUUCACCCCUGAAAGUGUGGGGUCCCACAAAGUGCAGGGCCCUGGGUGGGUGCCCUUCUCGCCCUGCCCAAAAGAUAGGCCUGCUUACUACAGUCUAUUACUAUGUAUGCUAUUAACUGUUUUAGCGUUCUCUUUCUUCAAAUGUAUUUGUGGGAAGAUUAUUUUACAGUUAAAAUAAUAUUUUUUAUCAAUAAAUUCUAUAUGAUGUUUUUUUGUUUUUAAAAAAAGAAAAGUUUUUUACACUGAAUUAGAAUCUACCACCUUUGCUAAAAUGUUUCCUUGACAAAUUUAUAUAAAGUUUGGUGUUUUUCAGUA